GGAGCGUCAGAGAAUGGCGCUGCAGCUGGUGAGUGGGCAGGUGCACCGCCAUCUGCUCCAGGGAGUCCAAAUGCGCAAAAGAACUUCGCACCCAGGACUUGUCCCAGGCACCGCGGAUGCCAGGACCCGCUGGGGACUCGGCUAACCCCGCCCUCUCGUGGUGACGAUUGGCUGAACCCUUGCCCAGUGCAAAGCGGCGAUUAACGGAGACCGCAGUCUUUCCCGCAAGUUCAGACGAGGCGUCUCUCAGGACGUGAGACCCGCCCGGGGUGAGUGAAUGGGGGCUUCAGUUCUUCCUGCCCGAAGGGUCCUUGAGAAGCCUGUUUGUUUUUCCCGGCGCCUGUCUCCACCCAGCCCGUCCUCUCAUUGGCCAGGCCCGGUGGGCGGGCGCCUUCCCAUUGGCCGGGGGGCGGUGUCUGUCUGGCCGGGAGGAGGGCGGGGCCUCCGCGGCGCUGAGCUUGCCCUUGUGUCUGGUGCGCGUUAGAGCCGCCGCCGCCGCCGCCGCCGCUGCCGCCUCAGCCGCCGCCGCCGCCGCCGCCGCUGCAGCCGGAGCAUCCGGGAGCCGCCGCCGCUACAGCUGCUUCCACUGCUGCCGUCCCCCCUCCCAGGACCCCGAGACACCCCGAGCGCGUGCGGCGGCUGCUGCUUGCAUGCACCCCGUCUCCCCCUGCCCCUCCCUCCCGUGACCUCCCCACUCCUCGCAGCCCUCGUCCGCACCUUUCCGACACCCCGCAUCCUUGCACCACCUGCUCGGGCGGCCCCGGCGGGCGCUCGGACUCGCGGUGCGCGCCCAGAGGAAGGAAGCUCGGACCCCGCGCCUGGCAGACGGGCUGUCGCGGCUGCACCAUCACCAGCAGCAGGAGGAGAGGAAACUAUUUCGCCCACCGCAAUCCCAUUCUGCGGGUGCUUCGCCGCCGCCGCUUCUGCUUCUGCUGCCGCCGAUCCGCGUCCGCGGGUUCGAACACCGCAGCAGCGGGGACCGUGGUCCGCCGGCGCCGCGAGGAGGAGGACCCCGGCGGGCGGAGAGCCCUGCACCCCGCUGCCCGCUCACCAGCAGCAGAUCCUCGCCCCCGGGCUCCCUCCCCAGCCCUUCAGAGGAGGGACCAUGAUUUGGAAACGAAGCGCCGUCCUCCGCUUCUACAGCGUCUGCGGGCUCCUGCUGCAAGCUGCUGCUUCAAAAAAUAAAGUUAAAGGCAGCCAAGGGCAGUUUCCACUAACACAGAAUGUAACAGUUGUUGAAGGAGGAACUGCAAUUUUGACCUGCAGGGUUGAUCAAAAUGAUAACACCUCCCUCCAGUGGUCAAAUCCAGCUCAACAGACUCUGUACUUUGAUGACAAGAAAGCUUUAAGGGACAAUAGGAUUGAGCUGGUUCGGGCUUCUUGGCAUGAACUGAGUAUCAGCGUCAGUGAUGUGUCUCUCUCCGAUGAAGGACAGUACACUUGUUCUUUAUUUACAAUGCCUGUCAAGACUUCCAAGGCCUAUCUUACUGUUCUGGGUGUUCCUGAAAAGCCUCAAAUUAGCGGAUUUUCAUCACCAGUUAUGGAGGGAGACUUGAUGCAGCUGACAUGUAAAACAUCUGGUAGUAAACCUGCAGCUGAUAUAAGAUGGUUCAAAAACGACAAAGAGAUUAAAGAUGUAAAAUAUUUAAAAGAAGAGGAUGCAAAUCGCAAGACUUUCACUGUCAGCAGCACACUGGAUUUCCGAGUGGACAGGAGUGACGACGGCGUGGCGGUCAUCUGCAGAGUCGACCAUGAAUCCCUCAAUGCCACUCCUCAGGUAGCAAUGCAGGUGCUAGAAAUACACUAUACACCAUCAGUUAAGAUUAUACCAUCCACUCCUUUUCCUCAAGAAGGACAGCCUUUGAUUUUGACUUGUGAAUCCAAAGGAAAACCAUUGCCAGAACCUGUUUUGUGGACAAAGGAUGGUGGAGAAUUACCAGAUCCUGAUCGAAUGGUUGUGAGUGGUAGAGAGCUAAAUAUUCUUUUCCUGAACAAAACGGAUAAUGGCACGUAUCGAUGUGAAGCCACCAACACCAUCGGCCAAAGCAGUGCAGAGUAUGUUCUCAUUGUACAUGAUGUUCCCAACACUCUGCUUCCCACUACUAUCAUCCCCUCCCUUACCCCUGCAACAGUCACAGCCACUGUAGCCAUAACAAGCAGUCCAACCUCCUCUGCAACAGCCAAGAGCAUAAGAGAUCCCAAUGCUCUGGCUGGCCAGGCUGGUCCUGAUCAUGCUCUUAUAGGAGGAAUAGUGGCUGUAGUUGUAUUUGUCACUCUGUGUUCUAUAUUUCUGCUUGGUCGAUACCUGGCAAGACAUAAAGGAACAUAUUUAACAAAUGAAGCUAAAGGAGCUGAAGAUGCACCAGAUGCUGACACAGCCAUUAUCAAUGCUGAAGGCAGCCAAGUCAAUGCUGAAGAGAAAAAAGAGUAUUUCAUUUAAAAUGCAGGCCAAGAUUCCAAGUUUUACUUACCAGGCUGGCUGCUGGAGAAAACUGGCUAUCAUCUUUCAGAAUUCAUUUCUACCAUCUUCUGCUUCCUUUAUUAACUUCCAUACCGUACUGCUAUCCGUAGCCAGUGCAUACCAGCAAUCAGCUGUCGAAAGCAUCCUUCUUUAAUUACCGUACCAUUCAUAAUGCAGGACAUUUCUUACUGCCUAAAUUCCACACCAUUGCUCUCUUAACAUACAGUGCUUGAAUAUACAGCCUUAACAAUGUUAAUCAUUUCCUUGGAUCAUGAUAAUUGAGUUGUUUUUAUGCAUUGAAAAAUGUAUGCAGAGAGUUUUGUUUUUGUUUUUACCCCUCAUUUUUCACCCUCUUUAAGUCAUGGACUUAGUCAGUUUGCUAUCGGACAGCUUUCACAAGAAACAGGAUUAGAUGACGAGCUAAUGUGCUUAAAUUUAAUGAGACAUUAGAGGUUUACAGACAAUAUUUUCUACAUGUCUCUAUUCAAGGACAUGCUUAGAAAUAUAUGCCCUAGGAAACACAAAUGGAAAACACUAUAGUAUAGCUCUGGACUGUUUGUGAUAUAUACUGGUAAAGCUGCAUCAAUUUGCUAUUUUAAAAUAUAGCAUUUGAUACAGGAGCCAUGUGUACGAAUUGUAAUCAUGUCAUGGUAUCUUAUAUAAUUAUAUAGCUCCCAUCAUUAGGUUACUUUAGCUGUUUACCAAUAAACUGUUACAAACAUUUUACUGCUUUGGGAAUCACAAAGAUUUCAUUCAUUGCUCUGAUUUGAUUCUGUAAUUUAUUUGCUUCACAAGAACUCACCUUCUUAAACAAAAUUGAAAUAUCCAUAGGGCACAAUUUUGAAACAUUUUAGUAUCUGUAUAUAGUGCAUAUAAUAAAUCCAAUUACACAUUAUUUGAUACAUAUUUAACUUUUUGGCUGUAGGUAAUUCAAUCAUAAGUAAGCAUUUUCUAAUGCCCAUUAUAUCCCUUUAGAUAUUACUUAAACCAAUAUUAAAGUAGAUAACAUGUAUUAGUAUUUUGUCUGUAUGUCCUAGCACUGUUCAACAACAAAUUUUUCUAGUUCUUGUUAAUUUUUAUUUGUUAUACAAUGGAAGCACAAUGUUAUAAGGAAAGGUAAUUUUAAGCUAACAACCAGUGCACAGCCUCAGGUUUUAAAUUACAACCACAAUAGAAUAACCUAAAAAUAAACUCUUCGUUUGUUAAAAUUUUACAAAUUUUCAUUUGGCAGUUCCAGAGCUGCUUGCCUAUGUUGGUUUGCCAAAAAGAAGUGUUUAAGAUAUGUUUUCUGUAUAAAUGAACUAAUUCUUUAUAUUAAAUUCCUGUCUAUGCAUUUUGAGGUACAAACUUAUGAAACAAUGAGUGAUAGAGAAUUUCUGCCAUUCUUUUACCUCGAAGGUGAAAGUCUCUUUCUCUGGAUUAUUUCUGAAUUUUGGUGUAUUUAACCAUUAAGAAAUGCUGUAUUCUUAAAUAUGACACAGAGUUAUCUAAAGUUAUAUUAUUUCUUCAAGUAAAUAACAAUAUUGUUAGAUUAGUUCUCAUUACAUUUGUUAUUUGCUAAAGAUUAAAAAUCCAGUUAGGUAAAAAUUAUUUUCCCAUUUACAAGCAUUGCACCUUUAAGAAGAAAACAAAUAUGAUAAUACGGAAGUUAUACUUGUGAUGUCAAAGCAUGAUGUCCUAUGGUUUUAAAAAUAUCUUGGAAUUCAUAUGGGGGAAAUGAGAAUGUUCAAGUACGACAUAAAGUGUUAAUAUCAAAUGGAAGACAAGGGUGCUGUAUCUUAGAUUACUUAUCAAAAAAGUUUAAAUUCUUUAAAGAUGUUUGAAUUUUAAAUUGUUUUUUUUUAUUGUUGAAACAUUUAUCUUGUUGAUUUCUUACAAAAGAAAAAGGAUGAUGUCAGUCAAGCAGCACUUUUUCAGAAUAUACAGAACAUAAAUAAUAUGAUGUGGUUGAGUGUUAACAUAAUAAAUCAUAUACAGUAUGACAUUUUAAGGAAAUAAGUCUGCAUUGAUGUGAUUGCAUGCUUGUUUUUACAGUUCAAUUCAUACCAUCUGUGGAAAAAUGCAAUAAUAUGUUAAUAUAGUGUGGUAGUUUGAGAGAAUCCGGUAGGUGCUACUAGACACAUUGAAACUAGAAUAGGUUUAUAAACUGUUCAUCUAUUUCAACGCAUAACUUUUAGAAAGAAUCCACAAAGAAAAAUUCAUCCUGUUAGAAAAAAUGAAAAGGUUCUUAUUGCAGAAGUUAUAUAAACUACAUCAUCAAUUACUAUUUAAAGCCCAAUUUCAGGAUGCACUUACAAAAUUGCUACUCUUUAUGGAUGUAUUUACAUCUCUCUUCAUUUCAUCUAUAUUCUACUUUGCUCCAACUGCUAAAUUGUUCCCAUUAUUUAGAACACUGUAAAAUUAGGGAUCCAUUUCAAGAUUUUUGAUUAAUUAAUCCUUUGGAGUAAUGUAGAAAAUCAUUAGAAGUAUUAAAAAGAAACUAACUAACUGGUAUAUUAUGAUUUCUGGGUUUUAAUCAAACAUUUUGCCAGUUCAAUAGAUAAAUUUGAAUUAGUAUUGUUUUUAGUUACUGAAAAAAAUAGCAAAGGAAUUAUAUUUCCCAAUUUUAAAAAUUAUUUUAUUUCCACCAAACAAAAUAAAUAAAAUAUAACAGCUGCUUAUUUCUAUAAAAUUUAAAAUAAAAUGAAAUAACAUUUUUAAAUGGACCCAUGUUAAUUGCAACAUAUGAAAUAUGCACACUCAUACCCACAGAGCCAAAUUCUGUCUCUGCUUAGUGAGCAUAAUAGCUAUGGAACACACACACACACACACACACACACACACACACACCCUAGUAGGAUAUGAACAUUAUUUUUUACCCAAAGUAGCUAUUCUCUGCCAGUGUACUGUUUACAAUGUAAAAUGGUUGUCCUUCAUCAAAAAAGUAUAAGCAGUAUUUUUCUUUAUUUCCAUUUUUGAGUGCCCUAGAUGGAACAAUUAUCAAGAUUAGGAAGAAAAAGAAAAGUUUGUGAGUCCAAGAACAAAGACAGAGAGCAUGAGCAGAGUAUUGAGGCAUGUGUGGGUGUGUUUAAGUUCAUGUGUGUGAGAGGAGAAAGACAUUGAUUGAUUGAUGAUUGACUUCAACUUGUUUUCUUUAACAGAGAAUUCAAGAAGCAGUUUAAGGAACCUGAUAUUGGCAUUUAAACUAGAAACUGGAUGAUCUGAUAUUGAUUCAAGAAGCUUAAUCUUUCAUUGAAACCCCACAAUUAAAAUAAAUAAAUAAAUAAAAACAGAGAAAGAAAACUUCCUCCUAAAUAUGGCAAAGAAGCUAACACUUCAUUUAUUUUUAUUUUUUGUAAAAAAUAUAUAAAUAUCUCAAUUAAAAGACAAGUUCACGUGUAGUUAUUUACUCAUGACUGUAAUAGCAUUGAGAUACCAUAUAGGCACAUGUACAGCAGCUGUGACAGUGACGGUUCUUCCAUGUAAUAUAGCAGUUAUCGUGUGAUAUAGUGCCACUUAUUGCAAAGUGUUACCAAGGGGAACAUUUAAAACAUUUUUCCUUUUUCUUUGGCCUUAAAGAAUAAUUUAAUAAAUGAUAAAUAUGAAAUUUUACAUUAGAUUUUUAACUGUGGAGAAAUGGAAAACUUCAUAUCUUACUACAACUUACUGGUCAUAUUACUAAUUACUCAGAGCCCUCUAUAAAUGCCCAAUAUUAUCCCCCUUUGCAAGUGUAACCUGUGAUAAAUAUACAAAA
This is a messenger RNA of Pipistrellus kuhlii (Kuhl's pipistrelle), 6194 nucleotides long. RefSeq names its product cell adhesion molecule 2 (gene CADM2). The transcript has 11 exons. The record is from RefSeq and is a predicted model, not a curated record. The coding region runs from base 1106 to 2440 and encodes 444 amino acids. Lineage: Eukaryota; Metazoa; Chordata; Mammalia; Chiroptera; Vespertilionidae.